UUUAAUUAGAGGUCAAAAUAAAUUUACUAAAUAUUUGGAGGUUAUUAAUCACUGUUCAGACAUGAGCGAAAUUAAAUACACAAUUGGAGUGUUGUGUAAAUUACUGAAUUUACUAUUUCACGAUUUAAAUUUGUCAGUUGAACAUUUUCGUAUGGCCAAAGAGAACAAAAACAAUAAAAUUCUGAUGGAAACUUUAGGAAAAUUAUUACGAAACUUAAAAUACGAGAAAAUUGACUUUGGUGAUUUCCCAAAGUCCCUGAAAUUUGGUAGCAGAAAGAUGCUCUUCUUAAUUGCCUUUAUAAUUGCAAAGCCAUCAUUGGACCAAUUAUUUUUUGAUAAAUUGAAAACGUCACCUUUCGAUGAAAACUAUGAUUUCUUAAAAGUAGAAAACCGGAAGCAUGCUAAUAUUUUUAAUUUUGUUAAUGAGGAGGAACGAAAUUAUGACUUAAUGCUGUGGAUUAAAGGGAAGUUGGAGCAAAAUUUGAUGCAAAUUCAAGAAUAUAAAAAGCAAAAUAAAACAAUUAUAAAAAAAUUACAUGUAAAUAGUUCUGACAAUUCAGAUAAUUUAUCUGUAAACAAAAUUUUGGCAUUAUCAAACAAGUUUUUAUGCAAACAGUUCAUGGAAGAGACGAACGAAUUGAUGGAUAUUUUGGAAAAUUUGUUAAUCUGGAAACGGAAGGAACAUGUGUUUUGGAAAUGGAUGGCACAGUGAGAUCUUCUACUUAAUAGUUAAAUUAGAAAUAAUACCGAAUUGUUGUCUGAGGAAAAGAACAUUAUUCUAGAUUACUGUCAAACCUAUUUCUUAAAUAUAAUUCUUCUAAUAUUUCUGAAGAUUGUAGAGCACUUACUGUAAAGAUAAGAACAACUAAAUAGAUUAAAAGUCCUGAGACAGUGUAAAUAAAAGUUUAA
This is a messenger RNA of Aethina tumida (small hive beetle), 909 nucleotides long. RefSeq lists its product as uncharacterized. NCBI's taxonomy places the organism in Eukaryota, Metazoa, Arthropoda, Insecta, Coleoptera, Nitidulidae. The record is from RefSeq and is a predicted model, not a curated record. The transcript has 4 exons. The coding region runs from base 62 to 712 and encodes 216 amino acids.